Messenger RNA from Etheostoma cragini (Arkansas darter), 4106 nucleotides. It is a transcript of the gene lrsam1, whose product is annotated as leucine rich repeat and sterile alpha motif containing 1. The transcript has 25 exons. NCBI's taxonomy places the organism in Eukaryota, Metazoa, Chordata, Actinopteri, Perciformes, Percidae. The record is from RefSeq and is a predicted model, not a curated record. The coding region runs from base 391 to 2595 and encodes 734 amino acids. Gene Ontology annotation, molecular function: protein binding.
CUAAUAUUCUAAGCUAAGAAGAAGAUGAGCUGCAGUUAUUUGUUAUGAUUUAGCAACCUUCGAUGCAUCAGCUGAGCAAGGCUUAUAUCGGUAAUAUUGUUACGUUUCCCGUAUUUUAUGAACUAGGGAAGUUAAGUUAAUUAACUACAGCUGUUUUCGGUUCCCUUCUUUUUUCGACCCCUGACUUCGCCUAACGUCCCACUUUAAUUUUAACAGCUGAAGUUCACGUUUCCCAGAAGAGUGAGGAGCAGCAAAUCAACACACAGCCUUGUGCAGACGCUGUCAGGGCUUUCCAACCUGUCCAUUAGUCCUCUGAAGUAGCUUGUCGUAGUGGAGGGACAGGAGGGAAACCCAGCAGGUAGAGAGGUAGCAGGACAGGCAGGACUCAGCAUGCCUCUGUUCUUCAGAAAGAGGAAACCCAGCAAUGACUCCCAGCAGAGAUUGGAAUAUCAGCUGUGCCGGUCUAAGGAGGCAGGUGCCGAUGACAUCCUUGAUAUUUCAGCUUGUGAGCUCUCAGAGGUUCCCUCCAGUGCCUUUUCCAUUUGCAAGGUGCUACAGAAGAAGGUUCUUAUCCUCCAUAACAAUCAACUGAGGUCAUUGCUGCCCAAAGGAUGUAACAUCAAUGCUCUUGCCACUUUAAAGGUUUUGGAUCUACAUGAGAACAAGCUUACUUCGCUCCCAGAAGACAUUGGGAAGCUGGCGUCACUGCAGAUUCUGAACCUGGAGAAGAACCGUUUAAACGCACUGCCGGACUGUAUUGGGGAUCUACGAUUUCUCCAGACACUCAAUUUGAAGGGUAAUUGUCUCAGUGAGCUGCCGUCUUCAGUUGGUUCUUUGAGCAGCCUGCGCACCCUGGACCUGAGUGACAAUAGCAUCGUCCAGCUCCCCAAAGCUCUGGUCUACAUCCGCACCCUAGAGAGCUUUACACUUGAUGCUGCCAUGAUGUCCUACCCCCCUGCGUCCGUGUGUGAAGAGGGCACAGAGAGCAUCCAACGCUUCCUAUGCACCGAGCUAGGAGAGGAGUAUUGCCCCCCAUCCCAGUAUCUCCUGCCGGUGCUGGAGAGUGAGUGUGGGAAACAGGACUCUGACUGUGUUGAUGGCUUGGAGGAAGCCUGGCUGAACAAAUUCAGUGACUACGAGAAGAGAAAGGAGCAGAAGCAGCAGUCGAAGCUGGCCUUCGAGCGGCACCUGGAGGAGAAGAAAAAAGAGCACACCCAGCUUGUACUCAUGAACUCCUCCCACAAGGAAAACAUCCUCAACUCAGUCCGACAGGACCAGGAGCGUCUGGAGCUGGAGGUCAGCCAGCAGCAGAGGGCUCAGGAGGUCGAGAGGCUGCUGGUGCUGGAGAAAGUCAGACAAGCUGAAGACAGCAUCAGCAGUCGCAUCUGCAACAUGUUGAUGGACAAAAACAGGCAGAAAAAAAGUGCAGAGUUUCUUCAAGCCAUGGAGGAAGAUCGGAUCCGUAUGGAGCACCUGACUGCCAUCACACAGGAUGAAGCCAAUUCACUUAGGAAGAGGGAGGUGGCAGUUGCCAUGCAGAAACUGCUGUCAGACAGUUGUGCUAUGAGCCUCCUCCAGGAGGCCAGUGACUUUCGCAGACAGAGCCUGGUGUCUGAGGCCUGCAGAAGUAUGGAGAAUUUGGACCGGAAGUUUGAUAAGAUGCUGUCCCUCCAAGUUUUGGACAAAUCUAAAGCCAUCGCCCAAAUCUUACAGGAGGAGGAGAUGCAGAAAACAGCGUUCCAGGCCCUACAGCUGCAGAAAGAUGCUGUACACGGCUACAUCCGUAACCAGAUCAAUCUCAUAGAGGGGGAAUUAAUGCAGCUGACUAGAUUGGAGAUUAAAAGACGCAAUCUGGAUGCUGAGAACCUGCAGGAGGUGCUGGUGGAGCAGCGCACAGCUCUCAGUAACUUGUUGCAGCAGCUGCUGAAGCAGAGAGACCAGCGAGAGCAGGAGCUCCGGCAGGUUCUGGUGGAGAUGGAGCUGAAGUCUGAGUCCAAUCAGCAGAACUACUGGAUGAUCCAGUACCAGAGGCUGUUGGAUGCCAAGCCGCUGUCUGUGCGCAUGCAGGAAGCGGGCGUGGAGAAGGAGUUGGUCAACCUGUUGUGCAAGCUGUCCGCUCAGCACUACCUGCCCAUCUUGGCUCAUCAUCGAGUGACAAUGGAGGCCCUUCGGCACAUGAACUCAUCAGACCUCAAGAAGCUUGGCAUUAAUGAAAUAGGAAUCCAGAAAGCUCUUCUGGACGGGGCUUGGGAACACUACCCUGAAGGAGCUUGUAAGGCUGUCCAUCAGGACGAAGAGGCCGAAGUUGCCCCCACAGCUCCACCCCCUUGCUCCCCUCCGUCGUUUCCCAGUACCUCCACCAUCCAGAUGCCCAGCCCACCACUCACCCCAGGGACCCCCGUCACCCCCUCCGCCCCCAGCCCUGUGGAUGGACCGGGGGACUCAGAGUGUGUGGUCUGCAUGGAGACCGGGUCUCAGGUCAUCUUCCUGCCCUGUGGCCAUGCAUGUUGUUGUCAGGUGUGCAGCGGCGCUCUACAGAACUGCCCACUGUGUCGGGGGAACAUAUCCCAGCGCAUUCGCCUCUACCACAGCUAGGACCAACUGCACUGUGCUACUCCUUCACUCUUCUUUAUUUAUGCAUGGUCACAAAGCUGCUGUGAGCUGACCUCAUGUAUAAAAAAAAAAAGCUUUGAGCAGGUUUUAGAAGAGCUGAGUCACUUUAUUGUAUUAACAAAAAGAAUAAAAAUAGAUUUAUUUUAAAGUGUAACUCUUGCCAAAAUGCAACCUAAGGUGUUUUUGUUUAUGUCAAAACUUUUGUUAAAAAGCAUAAUCAGGACGUAAGCCCCACUUUUAAGAUUCACCGUAUUUUAGUUUUUUUGGUCAAAUGGUCAAAUUUUGAAUGGGAGAGUUUAUGCUAGCCUCAAAAUCGAUGUUUUUAGAACACUAAGAAGCCUCAACGCAACAUGAGACUUUGCUCCAAGUAUCACCAGGGGCUCUACACAUUAACUCAGCAUUGAGAACAUUGUUUGUGUUCACAGAGUUUACUAAAAAGGUUUUGAACAACUUAACCUUUGCCAGUCAAAAAGAGUCGAUCUCCAAAUGCAUUAGCCUAACAAGCCAAACCCACAUCAUCAAGAUGUCGGGUCUGGGAACUCGCCACUGGCAGGGCUCAAUCUGAGGGACAGGAUGAACGGUUGGCUUUCAAAUUCCCUCUGCACGCUACAACCAGACAGAGCAACGCUGGUGGACAUAUUAAACGUUUGCCGUAUCCGGUCGGCAAAACUCCGAACACAUCUUCCUUUUUUAAGAAUGACUUCAGUGCUUCCAGUGUCGCGGCCAAAGCCGAUUCGAAAGACAGUCUUCUUUGUUUUCAAGUAGCAGGGAAUUCACGCGGAACUCUGCCGUCCUUAUGUAAGCCCGCCCACCGACUCUAUACACAAUGUUACUGUGAUAUGUGAGUUUAUGUGUAGAGCCCGUGUGAGACUUGGAACAAAGUCUCAUGUGACAAAAUAGUGAUGCAAUCAUAGUAGUGUCCCAAGCUCUCACAUUCAAAGGCAUUUGACCUAAAACAAGGAUACGGUGAAUCUUAAAAGUGGCGUUUCCGUCCUAAUUAUGCUUUUAAAUGAAAGUUUGACUCGGGUACAUUCACAAAAAGACCCUAGGUUGCAUUUUGGCUAGAGUUACACUUUAACUGUGUUGUGUUUUUGGUUUUGUGAGCCUGUUUUACUUUGUUCUUUUUAAAUAUUUUUGUUAUAUUUUUUUAAAUUAUAUGUUUAGAGCCAAGUGGACUACACCACUCCCUGGUUGAAGACUUUCUUACUAUAGUUUCUCAAUUGAUGUGUGCCUUCUUUUGCAAAUGUCUUUUUUUUAACUAUGUGUUGUCUACCAAAGUAACACCUAUCCAACAUUUAUAGAAGUUAACAUAAAACAUGAUCUAUUGAUUGUUUUUGCUUUGGCCAUCAUUGCUGGUUGUCAUUGAAUCACUGAUGCAACCUCAUCUUGCUGCUCUUCAAGUUUCCUGAUGGAAUUAUGGAUCUAGUGUUAAUAGGGUGGAUUAUAUAUCUAUGCAUAUCAAGACAAUUUGAGGGGAACUUAAUGCGGCCCAG